AUGGGGUCCCCGGGCGUGGUGCUGGCCCUCCUGGCGCAGUUCUGGGCCCUGCAAGGAGCCACCCGCCUGUGCGUGCAGCAGCGAUCCACACCCCUGGAGGUGAAGCAGGGUGAUCGGGCGACCCUGGAAUGCUGGGUGACCCAGGCGCCCCCCUGGGAACGGCUCCGGGUGGGGUGGACCAAGGAUGGAGACGUGCUGUGCCAGCCGUACGUCACCAAUGGUAGCCUCAGCCUGGCGGCCUGCGGGCCCCGGGGACAACUCUCCUGGCAGGCGCCCGGCAACCUCUCCCUGAAGCUGGACCCUGUGCGUGUCAAUGACAGCGGCCACUACAUAUGCUGGGCGGUCAUGGAGAUCCCGGAGCUGGACAAGGCCGACGGCAACGGAACGCAGCUCCUGGUAGACCCAACUGGGCAGCCUCCAGGGACCGCCGCCAAGCUCAGCGGCUGCCAGAGGAGGGGCGCCCAGGGCGGCGGCGAGGGCAACGCCCUAAGUGCCUGUCCCCUCUGGGUCUGUCCCCCCUCCCCAGGACAUUCACUCUACAGCAACGUCCUCCCCAGACCCCCGAGGGUCCCGAGGAGGAACCAGGCCUGGCCGGGGAAGGGGCUGGACACGCCCAGGGCCGGCCGGAGGGUCCAGAGCAUCUACUCAACCUCAUUCCCCAGCCGGCCUGCCACCUGCCGGCCCCCUGGGCCCAGCUGCCGUCCCAGGCCCAGCCACCCCGGUGCUCCGGCCGGGGUCUCUCCUGGCCCCGGCCCAGCUGGGCAGCCUCGGCCCACGGGGCUCCCCAAAGGUGGAAAAGAGCCAGGGGCCCCGGGAGACACAAAGGGGACCCCCUGUGGCUACAUGAAGGUGUAA
Molecule: messenger RNA, 855 nt
Organism: Carlito syrichta (Philippine tarsier)
Lineage: Eukaryota; Metazoa; Chordata; Mammalia; Primates; Tarsiidae
Gene: TMIGD2
Product: transmembrane and immunoglobulin domain containing 2
Exons: 4
Coding region: 1-855 (284 amino acids)
Biological process (GO): B cell differentiation; B cell receptor signaling pathway
Cellular component (GO): B cell receptor complex; external side of plasma membrane
Source: RefSeq, a predicted model, not a curated record